CCCAGUUUCAAGAUAAUCCUCCAACACAACGCUCGUAUUGACACGGCGCAAGUGAGUCACUGCAAUUAAUAAUGCAGGGUUACUCCAAGAUACUACCCAAGCCCUCGUAUUCGCGGGAGAGACAGUAUAUAAAUGAUAAAGUGCCCUGCGAGGCAAAGAUAUAAUCCAGACUAAUCAAUAACCCAUCUCUCAAACAACCAAAGAGAAGAAAAAGAAGAAAAUGGCAUCAGGAAUAAUUCUCGACCAACACUUCACCCACCACUCCUCUACCCACAGCACAACCAUCCCCUGGACAACACUGGGCGAACUGACCAAUCCUCCACUAAUCUUCAUCCACGGUACUCCCUGGUCCUCCGUUCUGUGGCAUCCAUACGCAAAAGCACUAGCUUCUAAAUACAGUGUCUAUCUUUUUGACAACCCCGGCUUCGGCGAGUCACCAGGCCGCAGUCCUCUCCAGACAAGCAAUACCAACAAUACCAACGAGAUUGCAUCCCUCGACGCCUCUCUCGCCGGGCAAGCAGAAUCCUUCGGAGCGCUUUACCACUCCUGGGGGUUUAAAGAGGGCAACCUCCCGCAUGUCGUCGCCCACGAUGUCGGCGGGCUGAUCAGCCUCCGUGGAUUCCUGCUUCACGGAUGCAAAUACGCGAGUCUGUGUCUUAUUGAUGUUGUCGCGCUCCGGCCGUUCGGGAGUCCAUUCUUUACCCUCGUCGGCCAGAAUCCUGGUGUAUUUACUUCUAUCCCCGAGGUUGUUUUUGAGGGGAUGUUGCGGGAGUAUAUCCGCGGGGCGGCGUUUAAGGAUAUCCCGGCUGAUAUCGAGAAGAGGCUUGAGAGGCCGUGGUUGUUAAGUAAAGGUGGGAGACAGGGGAGUGUAGGAUUUAUUCGGCAGAUUGCACAGGCGGAUGCUCGUGAUGUUGAGGAGGUGGAGGGGCGGUAUCAGGAAGUUGGAAGCGCAAUACCGGUCAAGGUUAUUUGGGGGGUUGAGGACCGGUGGAUUCCAGUUGAGCGGGCUGAGGAGCUGGCGAAGAGGAUUGGAGCGAGAGAGAAUAUAUUGAUUGAGGAUGCUGGGCAUUUGGUCAUGCUUGACCAGCCGGAGAGGGUUGCUGUUGAGAUCAUGAGCUGGUUGAUGGGGGUUACGCGGCGAGGAUGAUAUCAACGCAGUAUCGACCUCUGCAAAGACGAGUGUAGACCAUGGCCAUCGUGCAGAUAACAGCACGCCCAUACACCAAUCCGUCAGCAAGGCUCCAGCGAUGUCGGGUCUGUCUUCAUGUGGUUUCGGCGGCGAACGUCAUGCCUUCUUUGCACUUCUCUGUAGCUUUGCGCACUGGCCAUUAAUAUUCAAAAACACUAGACGGGGUUCGAUAUGCACAUGCAGCCAGCGCC
This is a messenger RNA of Aspergillus versicolor CBS 583.65, 1380 nucleotides long. RefSeq names its product alpha/beta fold hydrolase. The record is from RefSeq and is a predicted model, not a curated record. The transcript has a single exon. The coding region runs from base 221 to 1147 and encodes 308 amino acids. NCBI's taxonomy places the organism in Eukaryota, Fungi, Ascomycota, Eurotiomycetes, Eurotiales, Aspergillaceae.